UUUGCAAAGAGCUUCUUCUUCUUAUCCCCUUUUCUCGUCUAGCCAGAACGAGAGCGCGACCGUGGCCGCCCACGCAACCAUCCACGCCGCUGCUGCCCAAGCAUGUUCGCGUCGGCCUCCGCGAGUGGCUGGUUCGCCCACGCGUGGAUGGCGCCGCGCCGGUCGUCUGCUGCUUCCGCCGCAUCAGAGCGCGCACCGUCUUCUGCGAGUCCGAGCGCCUCUAGCGCGGCCAUCUCCUCCGAUGGAGGUCGAGCGCCGCUGUAGAGUACGCGCCGUCUUCUGCGAGUCUGGGCGCCUCCAGCGCGGCCUUCUCUUCCGAUGGAGGUCGAGCGCCGCCGUAGAGGUGGCGCCGUCUUCUGUGAGUCUGGGCGCGUCGAGCACGUGCCGGCGGCGGGAGUCCGCGGUGUCGCUGUGGUGCACUCGUCUCGAGCUAAGCCAGGGGCCACGACUCCAUCCCCUGCAGGCCGGUACCAAACUCCCCCUGCUGCCGGCUGGUAUCUCCAGGUCAGUCAUCUGUGUGGCCUGUCUCCGGCGGCGUCGAUCCACACGGCGGAGCUGUUGCGUCGAAGUGCCGCAGCUAGAGGGGCAGGAAUGCCCCGGAUCCCCACGCGAGGGUGCCGCCAGAUCCCAUCACUCCUUCCUCUGCGUGCUAACGACUUUCACCCCUCCAUCUCGUGUUUGCUAUGUUUUGCAAAUUGGCAAAUACGAGGGCGCAGGAUGGGGAACGAGAGGAUCACCUCAGCUGCCUCCUUAACUUCUUUCAGACUGGUGUUGGAGCGUUCCUAAACUGAUUACAUGAGAUACUUGGUUCAUUGUCCAA
Molecule: messenger RNA, 820 nt
Organism: Lolium perenne
Lineage: Eukaryota; Viridiplantae; Streptophyta; Magnoliopsida; Poales; Poaceae
Source: RefSeq, a predicted model, not a curated record